Messenger RNA from Drosophila serrata, 693 nucleotides. Its product is annotated as carboxypeptidase B1. The record is from RefSeq and is a predicted model, not a curated record. Lineage: Eukaryota; Metazoa; Arthropoda; Insecta; Diptera; Drosophilidae.
GAAUUAUAUACAUAAUUGUUAAAUUCAAUUUCCAAAAAUUGAAUACAAUCAGUCACAUGUCAGACAAGCGCUUUGCUUUCUAAAGCCUCAUUCUUAUUUUAAUCUUUUCAAUUCUGAAAGCUGUUACAAUUGUGUUGACGGAACCGUCUCCCCAGAUCUGGGGUAUUAAGUCCCCAGAUAUAGGUCACUCAGUUUAGUCGAAAUGCGUCCAUUAAUUGUAUUGUUGCUUCUUAUAGUGGCUCAAGCCUGGUCCUUUUCAGGCUCCCCUCCUCGUUCCUAUGAUGGAUAUUCGGUGUAUAGGAUCCGCAAUGCAUCACCAGAUCAGAUCCAAAUUAUUGAUCAACUUCUAGAGCAACACGAAAGGUAUAACCAAUGGCUUCGCACGAGAAAUGAAAUCCACAUAAUGGUACAUCCAAGGGCACAGAGGAGUUUUCUCAAAACAAUGAUGGAUGCCAAAAUUGUUGUGGAAUUAAAGAUACCAAAUGUCCAAACACUCAUAGAUGGAGAAAAUAUAUAAGGAAUAAAUACGUAUGUUCCCGAUAAAAAUAAAUUAAAAGUAACAAAUUGUUAAUUGUAAUUUAAAUUUUAAUAUGGAAAAUGGAAAAAAUGCUAAGUGACUAGCUUAAAACUGAAGUGCGCAUAUUAAACUUAAUUCAGAAACGUUUCAAAAUAAAAACAUCAAUGUAAAAUUAA